This is a messenger RNA of Papaver somniferum (opium poppy), 2119 nucleotides long. RefSeq names its product cysteine-rich receptor-like protein kinase 10. The transcript has 7 exons. Lineage: Eukaryota; Viridiplantae; Streptophyta; Magnoliopsida; Ranunculales; Papaveraceae. Gene Ontology annotation, biological process: protein phosphorylation. Gene Ontology annotation, molecular function: ATP binding; protein kinase activity. The record is from RefSeq and is a predicted model, not a curated record. The coding region runs from base 43 to 1968 and encodes 641 amino acids.
GAUUGGCUGGGUAUUAUUAGAAAAAACAAAUUAUUGGAAUUUAUGAUCAUCAAAAGCAAAAACAUGGGUAGUUUUAACUCAGUAUUGAUCUUCUUCAUCUACUUGUUUAUUCUUUCUAAGGUGUCGAUCACCAUACAGUACACCACUGCACAGCCAGAUUAUGUUUAUCAUUUUUGUUUGGGAGAAAAUUACACCACUAACAGUAGAUUUCAGACUAAUCUCAAUCUUCUUCUUCCUUCACUUUCCUUAGCCGAGACUUCAAUCAUAAACAACGCAUACUAUAAUAACACAGUUGGGGAAAGCGCCGAUACAAUUUACGAAUCUUUGCAGCGUAGACCUGAUGUGACAUUUGGUGAUUGCCAAAGUUGUGUUGAAAUGGCUAAUCAAGAGAUCAAAGGUAGAUGCCCGAAUUCUAAACAAGCAAUUAUUUGGUAUGAGGUGUGUAUGUUAAGGUAUUCAAACCAAUAUUACUUUAAUAUUAUGCAAGAAAGUCCAGCAGUUUACUUGUUUAAUACUAAUAAUGUUUCUAAUCCGGAUAAGUUUAACCCAAUUUUAGAUGAUUUAAUGAAUGAUUUAGUAAAAGAAGCUACAUCUAGUUCUUCUACUAAUUUUGCUACUCUAGGUAAACACUUUGAUGAUUUUGGAAAAGUAUAUGGAUUAGUACAGUGUACUGCAGAUAUGCCUUCAAAUACUUGUAAUCGAUGUCUUCUUGGAGCCAUAUCUGAAAUACCAAAUUGUUGUGAUGGGAAACGAGGUGGAAGAGUUAUAAGACCUAGUUGUAAUUUUAGAUAUGAGGUAUAUCCUUUCAUGGGACAUAUCAAUACUCCAUCACCACCUUUUAUAGCAUUUCCUGCUCCUCUCCAACCACCGCCUUCUCUCGGGUCACCACCAUUGACGACGAAUACAACCUCACCAAAAUCAAAUGGGAAUAACUCAUCUAUACUUGCAAUUGGUAUAAUUGUCCCUCUGAUUAUUACAGUACUUUCUGCUAUUGCCUUUUGCUUUUUCUGUUUAUGGAGAAAGAAAACCAAGACAAAUAAAUUUGAUUAUUUCAAUAAUGAAAUUCGAAGUACAGAAUCCUUGCAAUUCAACUUUGGUACAGUUGGUGCUGCAACAAAUAAUUUCUCCGAAGCUAAUAAACUCGGACAAGGUGGAUUUGGCUCUGUUUAUAAGGGCAUACUUUCAGACAGCCAGGAAAUUGCCGUGAAAAGGCUAUCAAAAAAUUCCGGUCAAGGCGAACAAGAAUUCAAGAAUGAAGUUACCUUAGUAGCAAAACUGCAACACAGAAAUCUUGUGAAGCUUGUUGGUUUCAGUCUAUCUGGUGAAGAAAAACUACUCAUCUAUGAAUUCAUGCAAAAUGCCAGCCUUGACCAAUUUCUUUUCGAUUUCGGCAUGGCUAGGCUUUUUGUACUUGACCAAACUGAAGCUAGUACUAACAGAAUAGUUGGAACGCAUGGCUACAUGGCUCCAGAGUAUAUAAGGGAUGGUGAAUUCUCUGUGAAAUCAGAUGUUUUUAGUUUCGGUGUCUUAGUUUUAGAGAUACUUUGUGGAAAGAGGAAUAGCAGUUUUCAUAAAACAAAUAUUGCUCGUGACCUUCUAACCUAUGCAUGGAAACAUUGGAAUAAUGGAUCUGCUACAGAAAUAUUAGAUCCAACUUUGAAAGACAAAUGUUCUAGAGGUGAAGUGAUUAUAUGCAUCCAUGUUGCGUUAUUAUGUGUUCAAGAAAAUGUUGCAGAUAGACCUACAAUGCCUACAGUUGUCCAAAUGCUCAACAACUCAGUCAGUACCAUUCAUGAUUUACCUUCAUCGCCUGCAUUUUUUGCUGAUACUGCGAGACAUAUAGAUCCCCAUCCAACCUUAUAUCCAGGCUACAGUGAAGAACAGGGAAUCGCAAACAACAGGUCAAACACGAAUACACCAAACUGGAGCGUGAAUGAAGCUUCAGUUACUGAAUUAUACCCUCGAUGAUUACAUUCUAUACUAAUCGAAAUACUUUCAGAAUUACAUUCAGUUUAGAGAAAAUUAGACUUCUUUUUAGUUUCUAUUAAUUUGUGAGCUAUCUUAAGGUUUGAACCUGCAGUUUGGAAACUUGCACCCUUGUUAAUAUAUGAAUGAUCUU